GUCAAAUUUGGCUCUAGUUUAAGUAGUUUUAUCUUAGAUUUACUUCUUUAGUGUAGAGUUAUUCCAAUGUCGGAAAAUUUCGACUCGCCACCAAAAUUACCCGACCGUGAAGAUGUCUCCGAGCCGCCCGAAAACCCCCACGAACGCCACUCUUCAGAACGCCGAGUUAAAGUAUCUCUCCCGGAAAUCACCUCUGAAGAGAAAAAAAAAGACGAGACAGAUGAACAUUUAUCACUCAAGAGUGUCAGUUUAGGCUCGAUUUUGUCGCUAUUGCAGAAAAAUGCGAGUAAAGAAUCGACAAUGUCGAAAGACGUGUUUACAUUGGGUUCGAUCAAAAGCGGGGCAUCCUCGAGGAAAACCGGAGUGUCGACGCCCUCACGAAGCAGCAAAUCGGAACAAAUAUCCGAACCGGAAACGGGGGAAGUCUCCCCCCUUCCUCCGGAAAUCGACGAUAUUAGUUAUGCCAUCCCGGAGGAUUUUAUCAGAAGAAUGCGAAGCUCAACACUUUCGUCCAGUAUUCAUUUCGUUUCAGAGGAGUUUACGAAACGCGAAUACUCGCUAGAUAUGCCCACAAUAGCCGAAGAUUUUGAGACACUAAGAGAUGAAGACGAAUACCAUGAAGACAUUUACAUUGAUAGAAAACUGUACAUCGAAAUGUACAAAAUAUUCGAAACGAGAAAAUAUAAAGAGAAACUCAAAAACAACUAUUUGCAAUCAAGACUAGCCAAAUAUUACAUGAGACGUAAAAUGUUUUACGUUUUGAGAGAAUUAACAACGAAAGUGGACGAAGUCAUGAUAAAAUACCAGAAAGACUUGGAAAGUUUGGAAAAUUUGUGCGAUUUGAGCGAACGUGAAAAAGCAUACAAUUAUGAAGAAAUCAAAGUUUUAACAGCGAAACGUGACGCUAAAAUAGCCGAUUUAGAAACACUAUUCCAGAAUUUGAUCAACAUGGAACAGGAAUUUGCUAAAACACUCACAUUUGAACGAACCGGACGCACAAACGUCGACAAGAUGGCGGAGCGUUUUGUGAAACGACAGAAGAGCCAAGCAAACCUUUUGAUAAAACUGCGAAUGACUUACAUCAAUUUGCGUAAUCGAUUCAACGAAAAAACGCUAGCUUAUGAGAAUUUGGAUCAUUUGGGUCCGGGUUACGGUAUCAUGGAUUACGUCCAGUUGAAAAUGGACAAUCGUAAAUUGUACGACACUUUGGAAGAAAAGGAAUCCGAAUUGACGAAAUUGCGUUUGGAUUGUAAGGAUACGAUUCAGGUUUUGGCACACAAUCGUGAGAAAUCGCAAGUUGUAAAUUUGGAUAUUGAGAAAUUAAAGGAGGAACUUCAAGUGACCGAUACGGAACUUAAUGAUGCGCGUGAACAGUUGGGGUAUUUGAAACGUGAGAGAGAUAAAUUUCGAGAUGAGAUAAAAAGAAUGCGACUCGAAUUUGGUUUGCUGACGAAUCCGAAAUUACUGCGCGAUAUGGAAAGCUCAAUCAAGGAAAUUAAUAUUUUGAAGGACAAUAUUGAAAAGACAAAAGAUCGAUAUUUGGAGAAAAGUAAACAAACCGUAGCGGUACGCAAAAAUAUGGAACGUUAUGUGGCGGAUAGAAAACGUGAAGAAAGUCGAAUAUUGAAAAUUUUAGAAAGUGUUAGUAGUUUGACAGUUAAAAAAAUACCGACGCUUGCUACUGUACCCUCAGUUGGUACGAAAAAGAGCGUCUCUAUUGUGGAUUUACCACAGAAAAAAAGUUUCUAAUAAAAACAAUAAUAACUCCAUAUAGAAAAUAUAUUUGGCAACGAUUAACAUUAAUUGGUCCUUAAAAACAAAGUGCUACAAUUAUCACAGUGAUUCCUUAAAAUUACCAAACUUGUACUU
This is a messenger RNA of Tribolium madens (black flour beetle), 1869 nucleotides long. RefSeq lists its product as uncharacterized. NCBI's taxonomy places the organism in Eukaryota, Metazoa, Arthropoda, Insecta, Coleoptera, Tenebrionidae. Gene Ontology annotation, biological process: cilium assembly. Gene Ontology annotation, cellular component: ciliary basal body; axoneme. The coding region runs from base 67 to 1749 and encodes 560 amino acids. The record is from RefSeq and is a predicted model, not a curated record. The transcript has 7 exons.